Messenger RNA from Leopardus geoffroyi (Geoffroy's cat), 2246 nucleotides. It is a transcript of the gene EPS8L3, whose product is annotated as EPS8 like 3. NCBI's taxonomy places the organism in Eukaryota, Metazoa, Chordata, Mammalia, Carnivora, Felidae. The transcript is spliced from 19 exons. Gene Ontology annotation, cellular component: plasma membrane; vesicle; ruffle membrane. Gene Ontology annotation, molecular function: actin binding. Gene Ontology annotation, biological process: regulation of Rho protein signal transduction; Rho protein signal transduction; positive regulation of ruffle assembly. The record is from RefSeq and is a predicted model, not a curated record. The coding region runs from base 162 to 1922 and encodes 586 amino acids.
CUCACCCAGGGCCCGCCUGGUCACAGGGCCUCUGUCUGUGGCCGCAAGCAGAGAAGCCACUGCCCUCCCGGCACCAGCACCGGAACGUCAGCUCAGACACCAGCCCCCCCAGGGGGACAAGCCUCACUGGAACACAGUGUAGACCCUAGGAGACAUCGAACAUGUCCCGGCCGAGCAGCAGAGCCAUUUACCUGCACCGGAAGGAGUACUCACAGAACCUCUCCACAGACCCCACCUGCCUGCAGCACAGGGUGGAGCACCUGAUGACAUGUAAGCUGGGGACUCAGAAAGUCCAAGAGCCGAAGGAUGCCCUGAAGAAACUGCAGGAGGUGGAUGCUCAGGGCCGGGUGUGGAGUCAGGACUUGUUCCUGCAGGUCAGAGAUGGCUGGCUCCAGCUGCUGGACAUUGAGACAAAGGAGGAGCUGGACUCUUACCGCCUGGACAGCAUCCAGGCCAUGGAUGUGGCGCUCAACACUUGCUCCUUCAACUCCGUCCUGUCCAUCACAGUACGGGAGUCGGGCUUGCCAGGCACCAGCACUCUGCUCUUCCAGUGCCAGGAAGUGGGGGCAGAGCUACUGAGGACCAGCCUGCAGAAGGCCCUGGAGGACGACCAACAGCAAAAACCCCAGUCUGGAGCCCCAGGCCAAAACAGAUGGAGGGGGCCUCCUCUGGAAAGACCGUUCCCUAAGGAGCAGUUACCCCCUCCGGAGCAGGGGCCCUCUCCAGAACAGCCCUACUGGAUGACCCCAGAGCACAACAUGCCACCAUCCCCAAGGUCCCUGCCACGCCACUCCAGUGCCCGAGAACCAAGCACCUUCGCUCUUCCUCCUCCAAGCCAGUCCCCACCCCCCGAGAACCCAGAGAGGGAUGAGGAGAUACUAAGCCACAUCCUUAGAGACAUCGAGCUGUUUGUGAGAAUGCUGAAGGAGGCCCAGGCAAAGAACAGUCAUAAGAAGAAGAAACUGGGGAGGAAAAAGGGCAAGGAUCAGUGGGGGAUGACACAGGCACAGUACAUUGAGUGCUUCCAGAAAGUCAAGUACAGCUUCAACCUCCUGGGGAAGCUGGCCAUCUGGCUGCCGGAGAAGAAUGCCCCUGAGUUCGUGCACAUCCUCUUCCAACUUCUACACUUCAUCCUGGCCCAGUGCUCGGAGCCCGGCCUGGCCACCCGAGUGAUUUCACCCCUCCUCACCCCCAAAGCCAUCGACCUGCUGCAGUCCUGCCUAAGCCCACAUGAGAGUGACUUCUGGAAGGGUCUGGGUGUGGCCUGGACUACCAGCCGGGCCAACUGGACAGGCAGUGAACCCCUGCCCUAUCAACCCACAUUCUAUGAUGGUUGGCAGCUUCCGGAACACUCCAACCAGGCCCCCUCAGGAUACCAGGACUCUACUUCCCUCCGCCCCGCGUUAGGGAGCACCUACUUUGCUCAAGAGGAGAUACACCACCAUGGCCCUCAGCCCGGGGACCCCAACCACGUGCCCUCCAGCCCCAGACUUGCCAAGCCAGCCCUGAAAAUGCAAGUUCUCUAUGAGUUUGAAGCUAGGAACCCACAGGAACUGACUGUGGCCCAGGGAGAGGUGCUGGAGGUUCUGGACCAGAGCAAGCGGUGGUGGCUGGUGAAGAAUGAGAAGGGACAGAGUGGCUACAUUCCCAGCAACAUCCUAGAGCCUCAACAGUCGGGGUCCCAGAGCCAGCCGCCUUCUCGGGCUCCAAUGCUUCUACUUAGCUCAACGCCUGAGGAAGUCACAGCCUGGCUGCAGGCAGAGAACUUCUCCACCAUCACGGUGAGGAGCCUCAGGUUCCUGAGAGGGAACCAGCUGCUUCACAUGAGACCUGGGGAGCUUCAGAUGCUGUGUCCACAGGAGGCCCCGCGAGUCCUGGCGCGGUUGGAAGCUGUUAAAAGGAUGCUGGGGAUGAGCCAUUAGGCACCAACCCAAACACCUCUAAGACCAAGACCCUCUCACAAGCAAGAUGACAGAUCUGAUUCUUUGUGGAGCCCUGAGAAAUCCACUCUGAGGUCCCCAGUUUGCAGUGAACCCCACACCCCAGCUCACACAGCAAAGAGGAUGAGCAAGCCCGGAGGUUGAGACAAACGGUUCCCCUUCUCGCUGUGUUGAGGGACCCCCCUCUCCCCCAGUUACCACCUAUUUAUUGUAUCUCUUUCCUAAGCCUGGAGCACUAAUGCCAGAUUUGUCAGGUCUCCGUUCGCCAACCCCCCCCCCCCCCAAUAAAAGCAUCUUUGAGCUUCG